Molecule: messenger RNA, 892 nt
Organism: Drosophila novamexicana
Lineage: Eukaryota; Metazoa; Arthropoda; Insecta; Diptera; Drosophilidae
Gene: Cox11
Product: cytochrome c oxidase assembly protein COX11, mitochondrial
Exons: 1
Coding region: 112-852 (246 amino acids)
Cellular component (GO): mitochondrial inner membrane
Molecular function (GO): copper ion binding
Source: RefSeq, a predicted model, not a curated record
CUGGCAGGUGGCUAACAGCUGUUUUUGUGAGGCAAAGAUUAUACAAACGGUUGAUUCUUGAAUGAAAACGCGUAUUUAAUUGUAAUUUCAAAUUCUAAAAAAUUGCUAUAAAUGCUACGCACAUUUGGCUCUGUGCGCGUGCAUUGCCAGCAACUGCUGAGGCACACACAAUGCCGCGCCGCAAACAAUUCACAACUGCCGCUGCGAAAAUGUCGCGCACAGUCAACACUAGGCGGCAAUCGCGGCGAUUCAGAUGCAGCGCGUAAAUUACGCGCAAAGUCGACACUAUACUACAUAACCGCUGGCGGUGUGCUCAUAGUGGGUCUCAGCUAUGCGGCUGUGCCACUAUACAGCAUCUUUUGCCAGGCGUACAGCUAUGGCGGCACCACUUCACAGGGUCACGAUGCCGAGAAGGUGGAGCACAUGGUCAAAGUGAAGGAUCGUGUGCUGAAGAUACGCUUCAAUGCGGACAUUGGCUCCUCCAUGCGUUGGAACUUUAAGCCCCAACAAUAUGAAAUUAAAGUGGCGCCGGGUGAGACAGCGCUCGCUUUCUACACGGCCAAAAAUCCCACGGACAAGCCGGUCGUUGGGAUUAGCACCUACAAUGUGAUUCCAUUUGAGGCGGGCGCAUAUUUCAAUAAAAUCCAAUGCUUUUGCUUUGAGGAGCAAAUGCUUAAUCCUCACGAGGAAGUGGAUAUGCCCGUCUUCUUCUACAUUGAUCCUGAAAUCACACAAGAUCCGGCGCUCGAGUAUUGUGACACCAUUACACUAUCCUACACGUUCUUCGAGGCUAAGGAGGGUUUGCAAUUAAACUUUCCCAGCUAUGCUAAGCCCCAUACAGCUAAGGCAUAGAAUUCGCUGCUUCUGUAAAGAUGUGAUGAAAUAAAUUGUU